AUUGGCCGCCUGGUGCCCCGCCCCGCCCGCGAUCCUGGGAGCUGUCCGGCCUCCUCGGUGCUGAUCCCGCCGCCGCCCACGGGCCGCGAGCAGCGCUGAAAGGGCACUAUGAGCGGGGGCGUCUAUGGCGGAGAUGAGGUGGGGGCGCUGGUCUUUGACAUUGGCUCCUUCUCAGUCCGCGCUGGGUACGCUGGGGAGGACUGCCCCAAGGCUGACUUCCCCACCACGGUGGGGCUGCUGGCCGCGGAGGAGGGGGGUGGGCUGGAACUGGAGGGGGAGAAAGAGAAGAAAGGGAAGAUCUUUCACAUCGACACCAACGCCCUGCACGUGCCUCGGGAUGGAGCGGAGGUCAUGUCGCCUCUCAAGAAUGGCAUGAUCGAGGACUGGGAGUGCUUCCGUGCCAUCCUGGACCACACCUACAGCAAACAUGUCAAAUCUGAGCCAAACCUGCACCCAGUGCUCAUGUCUGAGGCCCCGUGGAACACACGGGCCAAGCGGGAGAAGCUGACAGAGCUGAUGUUCGAGCAGUACAACAUUCCUGCCUUCUUCUUGUGCAAGACGGCGGUGCUCACUGCCUUUGCAAACGGACGUUCCACGGGCCUGGUGCUGGACAGCGGGGCCACCCACACCACGGCCAUUCCAGUGCAUGAUGGCUACGUCCUGCAGCAAGGCAUCGUCAAGUCACCCCUGGCAGGGGACUUCAUCUCCAUGCAGUGCCGGGAGCUCUUCCAGGAAAUGGCCAUUGACAUCAUCCCACCAUACAUGAUCGCAGCCAAGGAGCCCGUACGGGAGGGUGCCCCCCCAAACUGGAAGAAGAAAGAGAAGCUACCCCAGGUUUCCAAGUCUUGGCACAACUACAUGUGCAACGAGGUGAUCCAGGACUUCCAGGCCUCCGUGCUGCAGGUCUCAGACUCUCCUUACGAUGAGCAGGUGGCUGCACAAAUGCCCACAGUGCACUAUGAGAUGCCCAAUGGCUACAACACAGACUACGGCGCUGAGCGGCUCCGCAUCCCUGAGGGCUUGUUUGAUCCCUCCAAUGUCAAGGGCCUGUCAGGGAACACCAUGUUAGGUGUGGGCCACGUGGUGACCACCAGCAUUGGCAUGUGCGAUAUCGACAUUCGCCCGGGCCUAUAUGGCAGUGUCAUUGUCACCGGUGGGAACACGCUGCUCCAGGGCUUCACUGAUAGGCUCAAUCGAGAGCUUUCCCAGAAGACCCCACCGAGCAUGCGACUGAAGCUCAUCGCCAGCAACAGCACCAUGGAGCGCAAGUUCAGCCCCUGGAUUGGGGGCUCCAUCUUGGCCUCACUGGGCACUUUCCAGCAGAUGUGGAUCUCCAAGCAGGAAUAUGAGGAGGGCGGGAAGCAGUGCGUGGAGCGGAAGUGCCCCUGAGGGCGCCCCCUCCCCACCCACAAGCCCGCCCGCAGCCGCGCGGGAGGGGACGCGAAGUGGGGGGAGAGGGUUUCCCCAGCCCGGCCUCCGCAAGCGCAGAUCGAAGCCCCCAACCCCCCCUCGCCCCCUUCUCGUCCCCUCCCCUCUCGUCUUCUUAGAUUGUGAUGUUUCUGGGUUGAAAGGAGUAAAAAUGUUUUAAGAAAAAAAAA
This is a messenger RNA of Ceratotherium simum simum (southern white rhinoceros), 1598 nucleotides long. RefSeq names its product actin like 6B (gene ACTL6B). Lineage: Eukaryota; Metazoa; Chordata; Mammalia; Perissodactyla; Rhinocerotidae. The record is from RefSeq and is a predicted model, not a curated record.